UCUAGUUGUGGUGGUCUUACCUGCCUGUGCUUAGUAGUAAACGCAUACUCAAGCAUUGCCGUCAUUUAGUUCUGGCUAAUUACAUCUCUUUUUGUGUCUUUAGCCAUAGAUGUUUUCAUCAACUUUAUUGAAGCGGGGAUAUACAUGACAACUUUAUCAAUUGUUAUGUAACUUCAGGCUCCGAGUAUCAAGUUACUCCAUAUGGAAGGAGGCAUAAACCAGACUUAAUUGCGGGCUGAGGCCAAUCAUAUGCUGUCUUACAAUUUGAUUAUGAUAAUCGGAGAGAGAGCUCAGCGUCUGCAAUAUAUUGAUAAUCAUAAUUGUGACAUGCGCACUAGGCCGGCACGUAUAAAUCAGAGGAGGUAGGAACUCGGAGAAGUUUAGAGUAUGACGGUCCGCUAGAGGAUUCCACGAUGUCCCGUCGAAAACAGACCAAACCUCGCCAUUUAGAGGCCGAGGCGGAAGAAGGGGUACUGGCUGGGCUAGGUGAUGGUGAAAUGUCUCCAGUGGUGGAAACUGAUGAUGCUCACGUCUGUGGGAUCUGCCGUGCACAAUUCUACGACCUGUCAGAUUUCCUGACUCACAAAAAGAACUGUAGCUCCAAACGAAUCGUCGUUAUCGCAGACGGCGAGGAUAAAAAUCAAAAAGACUCAGAUGAAGCAAAUAUCAUGAAACAGAAUGACAACAGCCAGAUUUUGGCACCCUCUAGCACCAGCAGUGUAAUUUCUGAAGAUGACAAAAUGGAGCUGGAGAUGAACGCAGCUGCCAUGUCAGAAGACCCAGAAUCAAAACUAAACCAAAAUCAAAAUGACAACGAUGACUUGUUGGAUGAGGAAUUUGAUCAAGACGCAGAAGAUGAAUUUUCAAAGAUGGACGACAGCAUGGAAGAAGAUGAUGUGGAUGAGUUAUCAAAUAUGGGAAUCAAAAUGUCUGACCUGGACGAACAAGAUGUCAUCUCCAGCAGAUUUCUACCUCAGUACGGAUGGCCUCCCAUCACACAACCCUCCCUGACCUCGUUGUUGCCUAGCAACAAUGUGAAGCUGGAACCCCUCGAAGGAACCAAAGCUGCAGUUUCACAGUUUGUUGAGAACAAUGCUAAUCCCUCAGAUCUUCUGUUUCUCCAUGCUACCUUGAGUUCUCUGCAACAACAGCAAUUGAUACAGUUGACUCUGAUCCAACAAUUACAACAUCAGAUCAUGACGGGAAUACCUGCCAAGUCAGAUGGGCAGACGUCGCCCUCACAGUCUGCCAUGGCUGCCCUGACAGCUAGUGCCCUCAACCCAAAUAUUAGUCCUAGCUACGCCCUGCCACCCACCUCUGUGGCAACACCCAGUGGUGCCUCGUUGCCGCAAGGUGCCUCAUCGGUACCACUGAUUAAUGGCACCACCAUAGUGACCACCCAAGAGAAGGAGUCAUCUUCGAGCUCGUCGGCCAUGAGCAACAUAAUAUCUUCACUGUCUAACCCAUUCCUUGCCAAGAACGAACCCCAGACUGUGUCUACGACAGUGUCGCCAAUUACUUCACCGUUUAUUAGAGAGCUUACAAACUUGCGAAAAGGUAAACCACCAAAUGUCACCGUGGGCAUGGAAAGGUCUCACUACGCAAGCGACGACCCAUUUUUCAAACACAAGUGUCGUUUUUGUCACAAAGUUUUCGGCAGUGACAGCGCUCUGCAGAUACACGUGCGCUCACACACAGGGGAGCGUCCAUUCAAGUGUAAUGUGUGUGGCAACAGGUUUUCUACCAAGGGCAACCUGAAGGUUCACUUCUCCCGCCACAAGGCCAGGUACCCACACAUAAAGAUGAAUCCACACCCUGUUCCAGAAUAUCUUGACCGAGAGCCGAGUAAGCCAAGAGGCAUGCUGCUGCCCUCUACACUUACCUCAGUGUCUGCGCCACCACAUUUGUUGUCUCAACACAGCAGUAGUGACGAUGGGACACCGCUGCCACCUACUUCAGUGCCACUUCAGGCUUCAGCAUCGAUGUCGACCCAGGCAUCGGCACCCUCAGCACCUCCCUCAACUUCUGCUGAGCCUCCUCCUGAAAGUCCCACACCAUCGGAGCAAAAAUCACAGGAUACUGCGGCAGUUGUGGCACCUCCGGCGAAAGAAGAAGCCACCGUACCUCCAAUGUCAACUGCCAUAUCAACCACUGAUGCCGAAGUUCCAGCGCCAUCUGGGCCCCCUGCUGUGAAGUGUAACACAAGCCCAUUGGUCAGUCCCAUACCGGCCACGCUGCCCCCAUUUCCACUGCCAGAUGAAACCGGAUCCAAGUUUCACUCCAGUGGUGGUUCCCCCGACAAAGACCCUGUGGAAUCCAUGGAAGAAUUCAUGGAGAUCACACCAUCUGAGACGUCAAAACUACAGCGUCUGGUGGACAGCCUGGAUAGGAAGGUGACUGACCCCAAUCAAUGUGCCAUUUGUAACCGAGUGCUGAGCUGUAAGAGUGCUUUACAGAUGCACUAUCGGAUCCACACCGGGGAGCGGCCGUUCAAGUGUAAGAUCUGUGGCCGUGCAUUCACAACCAAGGGGAACCUGAAGACCCACAUGGGUGUUCACCGUGUUAAGUCUCCCAUGAGGUUGAUGCACCAGUGCCCUGUGUGCCACAAGCAGUUUACCAAUGUCUUGGUGCUACAACAGCAUAUUCGCAUGCAUACUGCAGGUAUCUCCACCUCCAUGCCGCAUUACCCUCCACCCUUCCGCCGUGAGGACUCGCUGCCAUAUCGCCCCUUGUCUGCCAUACCAAUGUCUCACCUGCCGGAGCAGGGGUUGGACCUCAGGAAGGAUAUCAAUUCACCUGAGAAAAAAGAAAUCAGUGCAGCAGACAGGCGACUUGAAAAUGAUGAGCUCCAUGAAGCCAUGGACACAGAUUCCCAUCAUUUGAAUGGCAACACAGAACCUAGAGAAGAUGCUGGGGAUAUGGAUUCUGAUGCUGAAGAGAGAUCUGGCACCCCUGAGAAGCUCUCCCAAAACAGAACAUCCCAUGUGUCUGCCAGCUCGGGCAGUCCCCUUGCCUCGCCCUCUGGGUCAACCAAUAGUGGGGAGAUUCGCUACAACCUCACCCCCUUAGAGGAGAUGCAAAAGGCGUACAGUGCGUAUGCUGCAGCCCAGUUUGGUGGCCAUUCACCCUGGUCACUGGGCAUGCCGUAUAGCACCUCUUCCAUGAUGAGUCCUCCCUCGGUCAUCACCAGCCCCUACGGCUCCUACUCCAUGUCCCUGGCUGCCUUGGAAGAGAGAGUCAAUGCCAUUGAUAACAAAAUACCCAGGCCACCAGGGGGAGACACAGGCAAAAAAGAAGUCACACCCACUGAGGAGGAGAAUCUUGACCACCACCAGCCACAGCAGCAGCAACAUCCCCUGAGAGAUCACAUCACAUCUGCCCUGCAGAGAGAAAAAGAUUAUAAAUACAACAACGAUGAAGAGGAAAACCCUUCUGCCACGGACUCCGUGCGUCAGUUAGAACGGAUGACACAGGAGAUGGAGAAAAGAAAUGAAAGUCAGUCUCCAAGUCCCAAACCUCCAGGCCCAAAUGGGGAGAUGUCGUCACCAGAGAGACCUGCAUUCACUGAUUCUGAUGCAGACAGAAGUAGGAGUCCACCCAUGGUUAAAGUUGGCCAUACCUCCCACAGAUCCCAGUCCCCGGCCGGCAGUGCCUGCUCUGUGGACAGUGCUGGGGAUCUCUCCAAUGCCUCCUCACAGGGUGGCCUCCCCUUUGAUAAUGCCAGCACCACCUGUAACAUCUGCUACAAGACCUUUGCUUGUCGCAGCGCUUUAGGGAUUCACUACAGAAGCCAUACCAAAGAGAGACCCUUCAAGUGUGAGGCCUGCGACAAGAGGUUUUCUACCAAGGGGAACAUGAGACAACACAUGCUGACCCAUAAUGUAUGUGACCUUUCAUCCAAAGCACUUGCCAAUAACAACAAUAUGGAGGAGCACGGUGUUGAAGUGACCAAAAAAGAGGGACACUUUUUUGCUCCAAGUAAAGAAGAAAAUAAACCAAGAACAGAGGAGGCCAUCAAGACACACCAUCACACGUCGGCAGAGAGUCGACCGCCUGAGUCCUCCAGACCACGUCAGUUGAACAAGCACCAAUGUUCGGUGUGCUACAAACAGUUCUCCAGCGCCAGUGCUCUUCAGAUCCACUUUCGCACCCAUACUGGAGACAAGCCUUUCAAGUGUACUGUCUGUGGCAAGGCUUUCACGACAAAAGGGAACCUCAAGGUUCACAUGGGGACACACAUGUGGAACAACAGCCCAUCUAGAAGAGGACGGCGCAUGUCUGUAGAGAACCCAUUGGCUCUGAGUAUGAAUCACAAGGAGGCAGAGUACUUGGGGAGCUUUUCGCAUCGAUCGCCUAACGAUAUUUACUUUCAGUAUCCACCCUUCAUGAAUGGCCUGGCUUCUAAAAUGAAUGAGAUCUCUGUUAUACAAGGUCUCAAUGGUAGUUUUGGUCCCCUCCCAAACCCCAUGCUGAUGAAUGGCUACCUGCCGACCAGCUCAACAGCAGAGGCCUACAUGAAAGCUAAUGCCUACUUUCCCAUCACCACCACUGCCUCUGUGGAACACCGUGACAGGUCCGUUUCUCCAGCGGCCUCUCCGCCAUCACCUUCAAAAUCAGUAAACAGCGAGAAUGAGUCAAGAAAAUCUUCCCCCGUUUCCCCUACCCCUGAUCGAUCACUAGACUCGCCUCGGAGUCAAACCUGGGUUUGGAAGACGACCUGCCACAUCUGUAGUAAGAUGUGCUCAUCGCCAGGAGCUCUAGAACUUCACCUCAAGUCCCACUACGCCAGCUCCGCGGAGUCACCAAAGCCUAUCGCAGCUUCUUAGGUAAAGCAGCGUUGAUUAUGUUUAUGUUGUGGACCAUAUUAUAUUAUAUUAUAAGACAUACUUAUGGCAAGGUAAUGUAUAGACAACGGGAGAAUUUAAUGUUUGGACAACAAGAGAAUUGAAGUCUGUAUUAUGACCAUAAAGAAUGUUCUUUCUUUAUAUUUAAUUUGUUUGUAUAAAGGUGUAUUAUCUAUAAUCCAAUAUUCAACUUGUUAAUUAUUAUUUACCAAAUCAAACAGUAUUUGAUUGUGAAUUUUGGCGUAAUCUUGAUACUUACUAACAUUUAUUAUAGUUAUUAGUAUUAUUGUUGAUAGUUACUUUAAUGGCUUUGUAUGACUGAGGAAUUUGAGAAUCACUAAGUUCCCAUAUUUUUUCUUUGUAAUCUUUCGUUACCUAAGACACACAACUAAAACGUUGUAUGACAGCUGUUUUUUGAUUGGUGUUUGUAUCCAGCCUUCAACUGACCCCGCCAUCUUAAAAAGGAAAGAGAAGAAAAAAAAUUCAAACCAUAUUAUUUGAACAUUGCCAGAAGUUAUCAAAAUGCCAUGGGAUCUCCAUUCAGAUAUUUCGCUUUUGGAAAGUUAAAUUAAUUUCUAUUCCUCCCAAGUUAUUUUCACAUAAACCUGAAAAGAAUUUGAUAAGAUCAUACUGUACUACUUAACGCCUGUGUUUAUAAUCAGCAUGACUGAAUGCAUUUAUCACAUGAAUAUUUGCAUUUACACUACUUUAUCAUCCGAUCACUUAUUCCAUAGAUCUUAUACACAAGACAGAAAAAGAACUGCAGUAUAACUGUGCCAAAGUUUGUACAUUAAUGCUUUUUUUUUUUUUUUUUUGCUGAAAUUAAUUUUCCUCUGCAUAAAGCAGAUGUCUGAGUGAAGCUUCCAAGGCAGAAGUUGGAAUUUUGCUCACAAAUUAGAAAGACAUUCCAGAAGACAUCAGUAACUAAGUCUAAAAUGCCAUCGUAGGAGUGACUUGAAUGUUAAAGCUUUCAAUGAACGCGUUUUGAAUACAGCUAAGUUGACAGCAUUGAGACUACAUACCUUUUAAAAAAGCUUUUGUUAACAAAGUGGAGAUAUGUUCUCAGAGAUACCACGUAUAUAUAUCCUUAAAAAUAUAUAUUUGGGGUGUAUGUUCUCUUGCUAAAAAGAUUGGCAGGCCACGCUUCCUAGGAUGAAAACGGUUCAUUUGGCAUGAAAGAAGAAGAAAGCUACCACAUUAAGUGUGCCAGCAGUUUUCAGAAAUUUCCAAAAUUGAUGUUGGCAUCUAUGUUUUUGUGAUCACUAUGUACACAGGAAAUGACCGAUGAUGUUGGAUCAUAUGACCAAUUUGUCCGAAUUUGAUAGUUUGCUUAUGACUUUUUACAGAAAGCUCUCUUUGUGAUACAGAAUUUCAGAUAUUUUUAGUUUGCUGUUGUCUGCACUUCCUCAAGUAGUAGUUGUCUUAAAUUUAAUCUUUGUGGAACAAGAGCUAUAUAUGUGACUGAGGGUGAGAUGAGGGGUGGAUACACAGUCCAUUUUAUUCUUGUUUUAAUAGUUUUUUAAUGAUAUAUAUUUGUACUAUUUUAAUCUUGUUUGAAUUAAGUUAAAAUA
This is a messenger RNA of Lingula anatina, 6415 nucleotides long. Its product is annotated as sal-like protein 1. Gene Ontology annotation, molecular function: DNA-binding transcription factor activity, RNA polymerase II-specific; RNA polymerase II cis-regulatory region sequence-specific DNA binding. The record is from RefSeq and is a predicted model, not a curated record. Lineage: Eukaryota; Metazoa; Brachiopoda; Lingulata; Lingulida; Lingulidae. Gene Ontology annotation, cellular component: nucleus. Gene Ontology annotation, biological process: regulation of transcription by RNA polymerase II.